AAAGAAAGGCUCUCACAACACUUCCUGCCCACACAGGUCUUAGCAUGGAUGAGACACGGAGUAGCUCAAGACCGGCAUCCUCUCAAUGCCAUUCCCAUCCUGUGAGCCCCUGGAGAAACAUGGUGGAAUAUUUCAAGAAAAUUGUAAAGAACUCGAUAUCUCAGAAGUUUCGCCAUUGGGUAAAGGACUACUGCAAAAGGAAUGGAUUGCUCACCUUGUCUGUGUUGGCUGUGAUAUCAGGCUGUGUGGUGGGGUUCACGUUAAGAAGCUUGAACUUGUCAACACAGGCAAAAAUCUACUUUUCUUUUCCUGGAGAACUUCUCAUGAGAAUGCUGAAAAUGUUAAUUCUUCCUCUCAUCACAUCCAGUUUAAUGUCUGGCUUGUCUGCAAUGGACACCAAGGCCAGUGGACGCCUGGGCCUUCUCACCAUCACAUACUACCUGUGGACUACCUUCAUUGCUGUAAUUGUUGGAAUUAUUCUAGUGCUGAUCAUUCAUCCUGGAACUGGUACUGAGAAAGAAGGGCAUAAAGCUGCAGGAGGGCCAGUGAUGACAUCUGCUGAUGCCCUGCUUGAUUUAAUCAGGAACAUGAUCCCAUCCAAUCUGAUUGAGGCCACAUUUCAGCAGUAUAAGACAGAGCUUGUGCCUAAUUUUAAAAACAGUGUGAAAUCAUCACAAGCCAACUUUGUUUACAUCAUGCCAGACUACGACAACCCCAGAAUGGGUCACCCAGUGUUUCUGGAAAUCACCCCUCCUCCUGAGAUUCACUACAAGAUCGUUCCAGGCAAAAGUAAUGGGAUGAAUGUGCUAGGAAUCGUCAUUUUCUCAGCCACUAUGGGUCUUCUGCUUGGUAGAAUGGGAUCCAGAGGCACUCCUUUGGUGAACGUGUGUCUAUGUAUCAAUGAGUGUGUCAUGAAGAUCAUUAAUGCUGCUAUGUGGUACUUCCCAUUUGGAAUCGUAUUUCUGGUUGCUGGAAAGAUCCUGGACAUGCAUGAUCCUGCAGUCCUUGCAGAAAAGCUGGGCAUGUACUUCAUAACUGUCCUGGCAGGGCUGUUCGUCCAUGGUGUGAUUUUGCUACCAAUGUUCUUCUACCUGUUCACCAGGAAAAACCCAUUCAGCUACAUCCGUGGCCUCCUUCAGGCUCUGGUUAUCGCUUUGGCAACUUCGUCCAGUUCAGCUACUCUGCCCAUUACAAUGAAGUGUUUGCUGGAAAACUGCCGUGUGGAUCGGAAAAUAGCUCGAUUUGUGCUUCCUGUUGGUGCCACCAUUAAUAUGGAUGGCACAGCGCUUUAUGAAGCAGUGGCAGCCAUCUUCAUUGCACAGGUCAACGAGUAUGAGCUAGACUUUGGACAACUUGUUACAAUCAGUAUCACAGCUACAGCGGCAAGUAUUGGAGCAGCUGGAAUCCCUCAGGCUGGUCUCGUUACCAUGGUUAUUGUCCUUACCUCAGUGGGUUUGCCUCCAGAUGACAUCUCACUCAUUGUUGCCAUUGACUGGAUCUUGGAUCGAUUUCGAACAAUGAUCAACGUACUUGGAGAUGCUUUAGCUGCAGGAAUCAUGGCUCACGUGUGCAAAAAGGACUUUCAGAAAGGCAUCCCAUCAACAACCAACUCAGAGAGAAGAGACACUAUGAUAUCCUUUGGAAACCAAAGUGUGCAGAGUUUUCCCACUUCUGAGGUUCCACUACUGGCCAACAGGGACUACAUCUUAGAGGUUAUUGGGGAUCAAGUGAUUGAGAAGCCGGCUGCCUGUUACAACCUCUGCCAAGUCUAACUUUGACUGGUGUUACCAAGCAGGAACAUAAGUUGCCUUUACCUCACAAAAACCUUCCCCCCUUUUCUUUCCUUUGCAACACACUUGUGCCAUUCUGUUUUUACAUGAGAUUAUACUCUAACCUAAAGUCGCCUUUGGUGAACUUGUAAAAUGAAGGCAUUUGGGUGCUUUUGACAUUUUGAUUUGGGGGUUUUGAUAUGGUUAGUGGCUCUUUAAAAAAAAAAACUCACGUUCAGAUGUUUUACAUAUUUAUCUUCUAGAAUUGCCUUAAAAUGCAAUAGCUUUUCGCAGUAAAACUGAUAGAGCAUUAUAAGAUGAUAUCCAAUCAGAAAACAUUAUGCAACUAGAAAUUAGACAGUCAUUAGCUCCAGAACUACAAGGCCAGGGCUAUGGAUGUUAAAUCAUCAGUUGCCUUGUUACAGUGUACUGUGAAUGUUGAUGACAAAAAAAAUUAAUGACUAUAUAAACAUGCAUGGUGUGUAUUUUCAUUAUUUAGAUAUUUCAAAAAGCAUAAUCCAUCUGUUCACUUCAGUUAGGAUGGCAAUUAAAUUAUCAUAUUUGGAUAAAAUUAUUGUGCACUGUUAUUAUGAAUUGUUUUCUUAAUAAAA
This is a messenger RNA of Xyrauchen texanus (razorback sucker), 2380 nucleotides long. Its product is annotated as excitatory amino acid transporter 5-like. Gene Ontology annotation, molecular function: glutamate:sodium symporter activity; L-glutamate transmembrane transporter activity; neutral L-amino acid transmembrane transporter activity. The transcript has 11 exons. Gene Ontology annotation, biological process: L-glutamate transmembrane transport. The coding region runs from base 45 to 1772 and encodes 575 amino acids. NCBI's taxonomy places the organism in Eukaryota, Metazoa, Chordata, Actinopteri, Cypriniformes, Catostomidae. The record is from RefSeq and is a predicted model, not a curated record. Gene Ontology annotation, cellular component: plasma membrane.